This is a messenger RNA of Aspergillus homomorphus CBS 101889, 966 nucleotides long. RefSeq lists its product as uncharacterized. The record is from RefSeq and is a predicted model, not a curated record. NCBI's taxonomy places the organism in Eukaryota, Fungi, Ascomycota, Eurotiomycetes, Eurotiales, Aspergillaceae. The transcript has a single exon. The coding region runs from base 124 to 585 and encodes 153 amino acids.
CUUCCACCUUACCUAUCUACCCUACAUACAAAUUAACAACUACACACUCGUUCGGUACCUCUACAUCUCACGAACCUCGCUACAACCAAAACGACCACCCAAAAACAAACACCAAAAUCCAAAAUGUCCACAACCACCGCAACCGCAGCCGCAGCCGCAACCUGCACAGGCAGCAUCUACGUCCUCCCCAUCCAAGACGCCGCCUGCGCCCUCCCCAACACCGGCAACUUCUCUUCCAUCAUGGACAAAUGCUGCACCCCGGCCUCCGUGACAAAAUACAACAACGACUGCGGACUCUACUGUCUCGCCCAGGGUCAAACCGUCAAGGAACUGCUGGGCUGUCUGCAGGACAACGGCGCCGUGACCCAGGCCUUUUGCAGCGCGAACCUGAACGCCAGCGCGACGGCGUCCGCAUCUACUUCCUCCGCCACGGGCAAGGAUAGCAAGACGGGAACUGCGACGGGCAGUGCGGCUAGUGCGUCGAGCACCGAGAAGGGGGCGGGGGUUGUGGAGAAGAAGGUCUCGCUCGGGGGGUGGGUUGUGUUGGGGAUGAUGGUUGUUUAUGGGGUUGGAUUGGGGUUGUAAGCUUCUUUCGCACGGGGUCAUGGAAGAGGAUGGGGGCUUUCGGGUGAUUAUCGAUGGUGCUGGGGGGAUAAUGUUGGGAAGAUGGGAUGUCUAAUGGUUAAUAAUAUGGCGGGCUGUAUUAUAGUUAUGAUUCUAAUUUAUGGUGUUAAUAUCUCUUAUUCUUGCUCCAACAUUCAACAAGUUGUUAGGUAUCGCUUGUGUGGCCAAACUCUUGGGCAACGUCUUCUAGGUCAGGCCGCUGCUGAGUUUUGAGGUUGUGUGGAUAUAUAUACUUCCAAGAUACUGUAUACUUCGCCACCACCACUCUAGCAAUAGCUGAAAAGCACGCUAAUCAGGUGGAUAUGAUGAAGAUAACGAUAAGCAUUGAACCACUAUUUUGGU